Molecule: messenger RNA, 3190 nt
Organism: Mugil cephalus (flathead mullet)
Lineage: Eukaryota; Metazoa; Chordata; Actinopteri; Mugiliformes; Mugilidae
Product: cysteine-rich secretory protein LCCL domain-containing 1-like
Exons: 15
Coding region: 471-2006 (511 amino acids)
Cellular component (GO): extracellular region
Source: RefSeq, a predicted model, not a curated record
CAACAGAAGUGCCAGCCUGAGCGUGCGUGUAAGGUAAGAGGGGAGCAAGCGAGGUAGAGUUCUUUUUUCUUUUCUUUUUUCUUUUUUUUUUUUUUUUUUUUGCAGAGGCGUGGUCGGCUGCGUUGCGCGUUGCUAAGCGCCAAUUUGGCAUAUAAGCGCAAAAAAAUGAGCCGCGGCCCCCGUGCAGCCCGCAGUGCGCUGAAAGAGCCGAGGAAUUCAGCAGGUACCUAUAGACGUUCGUGAGCAGCCUUUUCUCAAGCGUGGAUGGACAGUCCGAGAGAAAGACCACUGCCUGAGCUGGCUUUGAGUGAUGGGUGGAUUUAAAGGCUGGAUUGGAAAACUCUCACCCCGCAGUAGUCUCGGUUAACCUGCAGCUAGACACCCGGAAUAUCAGACUACACCUGGGAGAUACUUUCAUCGCUAAUUUAGAGGCAAGUCGCGCUCCUCAUAGUGUCCGAAUUUUGCCCAUCAUGAGGAGGUCUCUUCCGGUCGCUGGCUGGGUUAGAGCAGCAAGCUUGUUCCUGUGCUUGACGCAGACAGCCCUGGCCAUGGUCCUCACCAACUCCACGCGGCUCGAGUCCAUCCUGGACAAGUACAGGAACAAGGAUGAGGAGUGGUGGAAGGCCAGGUCAAGAGGGAGGAGGGCCAUCAGCGAGGGAGACAUGCACCUCAUCCUGGACCUGCACAACAAGCUGAGAGGUCAGGUGUAUCCUCCUGCCUCCAACAUGGAGUACAUGGUAUGGGAUUAUGAGUUGGAGAGGAGCGCAGAGCACUGGGCACAUACCUGCCGAUGGGAACAUGGGCCGAGCCACAUGUUGACACAAAUAGGCCAAAAUCUUGGAACGCAUUGGGGCAGGGACCGACCACCUACCUACCACGUUCAGGCCUGGUAUGAUGAGGUGAGGCACUACAGCUACCCCUACUCCCAGGAGUGUAACCCACACUGUCCACUCAGAUGUUCAGGACCUGUUUGUACACACUACACUCAGUUGGUGUGGGCAACAAGUAAUCGUAUUGGUUGUGCCAUCAAUGUGUGCUACAACAUGAACGUCUGGGGAAUGAUCUGGGCCAAAGCAGUCUAUCUGGUCUGCAACUACUCUCCGCCGGGAAACUGGUGGGGUCAUGCUCCAUACAAAUAUGGAAGUCCUUGUUCUGCCUGUCCAGCAAGCUACGCAGGAGGUUGCAGGGAUAACCUCUGCUAUAAAGACGGAGGUGUUGACAGGCGUCCAGCUCCUGAGCUCGAGGAGACCAACUACAUUGAACCUGAACCAGAACCGGUAAGGGAUAGAGAGCCUCAACCCAGGGCCCAGUCACCCGACCCCCCGUCCAAUGACAACCAUGAGAGAAACCAGGUUGUCAGCACAGAGCAGAUGUGCCAACAAGUCAACUGUGACACCAAGUUGAGGGAUCAAUGCAAGGGAACAACCUGCAACAGAUAUGAGUGUCCACCUGGUUGCCUUGAUAGGCCUGGGAAAGUAGUGGGAUCUGCCUAUUAUGACAUGCAAUCCAGCGUGUGUGGAGCUGGUUUACACUCCGGUGUUAUUGAUAAUGAUGGUGGCUGGCUGGAUGUGACCAGACUCGGCAGAAAACAACAUUUCUCCAAAUCAUACAAGAAUGGUAUUCAAUCUGUCGGAAAAAACAGAAGUGCAAAUUCCUUCAAAGUUGAGACGGUGCCUGUCAAGGCUGUGAGAUGUGAUACUACAGUGGCGCUUUUCUGCCCUUUUAAGAAACCUGUACGACACUGUCCAAGGUUGUAUUGUCCUAGGAACUGUUUGCGUGAUAGUGAAGCCCGGGUCAUUGGGACAAAAUACUACUCAGAUAAAUCCAGUAUCUGCAGAGCAGCCAUUCAUGCUGGAGUGAUCCAGAAUGAGUCAGGAGGUUACCUCGAUGUGAUGCCAGUGGACAGACGGAGGCAGUAUAGCGGCAGUUAUCAGAAUGGGAUCACCUCUGAGAGUGUACUCAACCCCACAGGAGGAAAAGCCUUCCGAGUUUUUGCAGUCAUCUGAAAAACCAGACAUGACCACUUCACACGAACAAAUCCAUCCAUUAUCAACGUGCAACCUACAAUUGUGUUCAUUCCUUCAGUAAAUAAAUCAGCCUUUCUGCUCCUGGCACUAAAAGUGUAACAUGCUAUUAUUCAAGGCUUCCCCUUCAGCUUUGAUCACGAGUGAAUCACUGUCCAGUUACAGCGUAGCAAAGGAUGUUUUGGCGAAUGAGGAACUUGGCUGUCUUUAGCCUUCUGUCUCACCCUAAACCUACAGAGCUAACCCUAAUAGCACACAGGGGGUGCCACGCAUCUUUGGCAGACAACACGUCAUGACAUCAGGUAUUUUAACACUCAAAGCUGAAAAUACAGCACCAGAUUUAGCACCAUUCCAAUGGACUCCUCUAAUUUCAAGCUUGAACGUAAAAGUCUAAAUCGAGAUGUAGAAUACAUCAUUUGUAAGAUUCACAAGGUUAAAAAAUGGUGUAGUCUCACCAAUGAAAACAAAGUGAGAUGAUAAGUCAUGAUACAUUCAAUUCAACCCACUUUACACACUUGCCCAAAACCCAUAAUGACCAUCUAUGGAGGAGUUAUUAUUUAAGUUUGCAUCAUAAAUACAAUGGGGUUAUAAAACUAAAACAUUUGGUCAAAUUCGAUUAUUUUUUUUUUAUUUAGAUACAUAGAUGUGUUUCAUAGUGACACUCAACACUGGAAUUGGAGUCAUUAUUAUUUAGUCAUUUAGUUGUUUUUCUUUUUAAUAAGCCUGUGCAGGGUUUAUUAAACAGUCACCAUACAUUACAGUACAUUAUCUGGUUACAGUGGUAAUAUACAGCAUAGCAAUGAUACAGAUUGUAUUUUUUUUGUGUGUGUGUGUAUGAUGAUGUUGUAAAUAAUAUUGAGGUGCUUGCUGUUGUUGCCUUUUUCAUUUACAUUUUGCCAGCCGCACAAAUCCAACCAGUGUUAAUAAAUGGCGAGAGCUUCUGCAUGCAAAACAUAUAUUUGUAACUUUGGCUUUUAUUUGUAUGAAGGACAGAUUCCACCAUCAUGUCAGUGUAUUCACAUGUCUGUAAAUAUUUUGUGUGUAACAUACAUAUCUAUAUUUUUUGUUUUGUGCUGCUUAUUCAGCUUUUGUUUAUACAUUUAUAUAAAUGGAACCUGGCUGGCCAGGUAUGUGCAUGGCAGAAUCUAUUAAAAGACUUAAAAUAU